Ostreobium quekettii is the source of this 1674-nucleotide messenger RNA. NCBI's taxonomy places the organism in Eukaryota, Viridiplantae, Chlorophyta, Ulvophyceae, Bryopsidales, Ostreobiaceae. The record is from the annotation of a GenBank genome assembly.
AUGGACGGCGCUUGCUGCGACGACGCACCCCCCCAGGGUGCGUCAGCCACAGCGGAAGUUGCCGAGGCGGAAGUGGUAGACUCCGCAUGGAAGGCGUGCGCCUAUGGGGAUUUCGAAAAGCUGCGGGAAUUUGUAAGCAGCGAUCCGGAGUGCGUGAACAGGCCGGAUGAGCAGGGAUACACUCCACUUCAGUGGGCUGCGCUGAACAACCGGGUGUCCGUUGCCAGCUUUUUGCUCGAGCGGGGUGCGGUUCCCAACAAUGCUGACCUUUCAGGACAGACGCCCCUCCACUGGUCAGCUGUCAGGGGUGCAUUGGGGGUUGCUGAGAUUCUGCUGAGGGCCGGGGCAAGGCCAGACCUGAAGGACAACAGGGGUUACACGGUCUGGCAUGUUGCCGCACAAUAUGGUCAGACAUCCGUUAUUUAUCAUCUGGCACUCAAAUGGAAUAUGGAUGUGGGUGUCACUGACAACGAUGGCCGGACACCCAUGCACUGGGCUGCUUACAAGGGAUUUGCGGACACCAUUAGGCUGCUGCUUGUCCUUGGGGCUAGUGUAUCUGCAGUCGAUAAAGAAGGUUGCACUCCUCUCCACUGGGCGGCCAUUCGAGGCAAGAGCGAGGCUGCGACGGUGCUGCUGCAGGGCGGCUCCAAGUCUGUCCUCUCUCUGCAAGAUGCCCUUGGCUCCACACCUGCCCAGUUAGCUAUUGACAGGGGCCACCGCUACCUGGCGUUGUAUCUCCAGGAACAACACCAGAAUCAACGUCGCAAGGGUAUUUGCUGGAAGAACAGUGCGCUGGACAAGUUUGUGGAUCUGCAGCUGGCCCCUGUCAUCUGGAUAUUGAUUAUUACUUUGAUGUUGGUAUUUGUAAAGAAGGUUGUCUGGACCCCCACCCUUGAAACUGUUCCCGUGGGCAUGGCUUUUUGGGCUUGGUUGGGUGUGGUGCUGUCAGCGAUCGGCCUGUUCUUCCUGUACAAGACGACCACAGCCAAUCCUGGGUUCAUACCAGUUGGAUGUGGGAGGGACUCGAGGGACCAGAAGGAUCUGAGUGGCGGGGAGGACGUUGAGAACUUGUACAGGAACCUCGAUUCCCCUGUACUGUGGAGCGGCAAUUGGCAACAGCUGUGUGUGACUUGCAAGAUCGUUCGACCCUUGCGAGCGAAGCAUUGUCCAAUGACGAACAGAUGCAUAGAGGUGUUUGAUCACUAUUGCCCAUGGGUGGGCAAUGCAGUGGGAAAGGGGAACAGGCACUACUUCCUCAUUUUCCUUUGGCUGGAACUGGCAGCCAUGGUAAUUGGCGCAAUCAUUGCGUUCGUUCGAUUGCGUCAAGGGGUGUCAAUGCCGCACGGCCAUGGCUCCAUGGGAAAAUCGCCCUGGAUGGGAUGGGUGAUCGGUUUUCUUGCUGUCGAUGUAUUUGUGGGAAUCAGUGUGGCUGCACUUGCAGUGACUCAAGCCUCACAAAUAUUCAGGAAUCUGACAACGAAUGAAAUGGCAAAUUGGUACAGGUACAAGUACCUAAAGGGGGCGAAUGGAGCAUUCAGGAAUCCGUUUGACAGGGGAUGUUUUUCGAACUGCAGGGAAACGUGCUUGCCAAGCUUAACACCCAAAGCACCUGUAAGCUUGGAGGACCUGGAGAUGCAGCCGUGUCUGGGUGCUGAACGAGGCACGAGAUUGUAA